CUCCCGCCACCAUUCGGUCCACGCGUACCUCGUUUACAUCUUCUCCCUUCUUCUUCCUCAGCAGCUCAAUCGAAAAGUCUUUCCCACCUUGUUGACUCCGUCGAUGGCGCGGAGACCAGGAACCUCCGCUUCUUCUUCACCCACGAUGUCUCCGUCUCAUCGGAUGAGCGGCGGCGGAGGAGGAAUCUCCGGCAAAAGCACGCUCCGGAAACAAAACGCCGCCGAGCUACUCGCGAAGGUCAUGGAGAAGCGCGAAUAUGAUUAUGAUUACGACGAUGAAGAUGGAGGUGAAGAUCUGUACCAGGUACAUCUUCCUCCUCUUACUCAGUCUCGAAGACGAGAUGAUAAGCGUAUUGGUAAGGGCUCAGUCAACGAGAAAAAGGCUCCGGCGAAGAAACCGAUCAUACUUCCGGCGCCUAAAUUUGAUGAUGAAUCCGAAGAUGAUGAAACUAGAGCUAAUUUUCGCCCAAAUCCAGUGAUAAUUCCUAAAAAGAAUGCUAGGGAACCGAGAAAAGCUCCGGCGACGAAACCGGUCGUUCUUCCGCCACCUAAAUUUUCCAAUGUGCGCCGGAUUCCAGUGGAGAUUUCUGGAAGGAAUGCUAGGGGUUCGAAAGAAGCUUCGACGGUGAAACAAGUCGUUAGUACGCCUAAAUUUGACGAUGAAUACGACAGUGAUGAAAUUACAGAGGAUGUUCCCCGGAAUCCAGUGGAGAUUAGGGGUCCGGUCAGAGGAAAAGUAGCUCCGGCGGUCAAACCCGUAGUCGUUCUUCCGACUAAAUUUGACGAUGAAUACGACAGUGAUGAAAUUACAGAGGAUGUUCCCCGGAAUCCAGUGGAGAUUAGGGGUACCGUCAGAGGAAAAGUAGCUCCGGCGGUCAAACCCGUAGUCGUUCUUCCGACUAAAUUUGACGAUGAAUACGAUAGUGAUGAAAUUACAGCCGAUGUGUCCCGGAAUCCAGUGGAGGUUAGGGAUCCAGUCAGAGGGAAGUUAGCUCCGGUGGUGAAACCCGUCGUUCUUCCGACUAAAUUUGACGAUGAAUACGAUAGUGACGAAAUUGCAGCUGAUGUCUCCCGGAAGGCAGUGGAGAUUCCUCAAAAGAAUGAAAAGAGUACACUCAGGGUUAGAGUCCCGGCAUAUUCACGUCGGAAUCCGUUGGAGGAAUUUGAGCAGAACGGAGAAGACAAGCAAAAUGUUCAAUGUGAUGUGCCUGCUAAACAAUCGGAAGCUCAAUUAAAGUAUAAGAAAAGUUUCAGGUACCAUCCUGCAAAUAUUUUAGCACCUAAUAACUCUAACCAGCAGGAAGAUGAUCGAGAAGCUUCAGCCCUGCGUGAUGAAUUAGACAUGCUUCAAGAAGAAAACGAUAAUAUAAUGGAUAAGCUUCAGCGCGCUGAAGAAAGACGCGAAGCUGCAGAAGCAAGGGCUAAAGAGCUUGAGAAACAGGUUGCUUCUCUAGGUGAAGGAGCAAAUUUUGAUGUCAAGCUCUUGAAGAGGAAAGAAGCAGCAUUGCGUCAAAGAGAGGCAGCAUUAAGGGCUGCUGAACAGAAAAGAGAUGGAAGAAAUAGGGAAACUAAUGCCCUUAGCUCAGAAUUUCAGAGUUUAAAAGAUGAAGCAGAGAAAUCCACGGAACAGCUCCAGGAGGUUGAAGCUGAAAUAAAGUCUCUUCGGACAAUGAUACAUAGAACGAUUUUGAGUCAAGAAGAAAUGGAGGAAGUUGUUCUAAAGAGAUGCUGGCUUGCUCGCUACUGGGAAUUAGCUGUUCAACAUGGAAUAUGUGAAGAUAUAUCCACAUCAAGAUAUGAACAUUGGUCAGCUUUAGCUCCUCUUCCCUCUGAAGUUGUCCUUUCCGCUGCCCAAAAGUCUGAAGAUUCCUGGCAGACAGGUGGUAGCGAUCGCACUUGGAGCAAAGUCAUCAGUAAUUUCAGUGAUUUGAAUGGAGAAGGGAACAUUGAGAGUAUGCUUGCUGUUGAAACGGGAUUACGAGAGAUAGCAUCCUUGAAGGUUGAGGAUGCUGUAAUGCUUGCACUUUCCCGGUAUAGACAGACAAAUGUGGCUCGACAAGCCGUCACUGAUCCCAGGGUGCAAGGGGAACCUAAGUUCUCCGAAACAUUUGAGUUGAGUCAUGAUGAGCAACAAGAUAUUCUCUUUAAAGAGGCAUGGCUGCUGUAUUUCUGGAAAAGAGCUAAAAUUCAUGGCGUGGAAAGUGAUAUUGCGGAAGAGCGUCUUCAGUUCUGGAUCAACCGACUCGGGCAACAUUCAUCUUCACAUGAUGCAAUUGAUGUGGAAAGAGGAAUGAGGGAGCUAAGGAAGCUUGGAAUAGAACAACAAUUGUGGGAAACAUCUCGUAAAGAACUCAUCGACUCCUCUUUUCUUCCUUCUUAUUCCGUUUCUGACUACAAUGACGAGUGACCACCUCUACUCUCCUCUUUGCCUCCAAUUUUCUUUAUUCACGACACACGCUCACAUAAACAUACACAUACACACACAAAGGUAAUCAAAAUCAUUUUUUCCUGCUCGACAAAGCUUAGAAGAAACACAAAAGAAUUCAUACUACAUCUGUUUUGCUUUCAGACUGUGUUCCAAUUGUUGAUAUAUGUUUGGCUUCCAUGUUGUUACUUGUAUAAUACUCUUCGUUACCUCACCCAAAUAACCCAAAUACAGGUUUUUUGAGAACA
This is a messenger RNA of Arabidopsis thaliana (thale cress), 2673 nucleotides long. Its product is annotated as caldesmon-like protein. Gene Ontology annotation, biological process: cytokinesis by cell plate formation. NCBI's taxonomy places the organism in Eukaryota, Viridiplantae, Streptophyta, Magnoliopsida, Brassicales, Brassicaceae. Bases 104 to 2407 code for a protein of 767 amino acids. The record is from RefSeq and is marked reviewed. The transcript is spliced from 16 exons.